This is a messenger RNA of Lachnellula hyalina, 1815 nucleotides long. RefSeq names its product putative esterase (gene azaC). The record is from RefSeq and is a predicted model, not a curated record. Lineage: Eukaryota; Fungi; Ascomycota; Leotiomycetes; Helotiales; Lachnaceae. The transcript is spliced from 3 exons. Gene Ontology annotation, cellular component: nucleus; cytoplasm. Gene Ontology annotation, biological process: secondary metabolite biosynthetic process. Bases 1 to 1815 code for a protein of 604 amino acids.
AUGUCUGAAAUUCUCGUCAUCACCUGCCCUAGCGGUAAACAAUGCUCUCGUCUUAUCCCACUUGUCUAUAACAAUGGGAAAUUCAAAUUGCGUCUCGCAGCACACUCUCAGAUCUCAGCCAGCAAAUUGGAGGCUCAGUACCCAGAUGCAGAAGUUGUGUCCACCGACCUCCAAUCCCUCCCCGACUGUCUCAAGCUCCUCCAUGGAGCUACCGCCAUCAACGCCGUUCUGCCCAGCCUGCACUCCCGCGAAAAGGAAAUCGGCCUCAACUUGGUCGACGCUGCAGUUACGGAAUCCCAACGCGAAGGAAAUUUAUUCAAGCACUUUGUCUUUUCCAGCGUGCUUUGCACUCAGCAUAGGAACUUGAUGCAGCACGAUCUAAAAAGCUAUGUUGAGGAACGCUUAUUCCUGAGCCCACUGGACUGCUGGACCAUCCUUAAGCCAACAAAUUUUAUGGACGCUUAUCCAGUUGCUAUGCUCGCAGGACAGGAAAAUCCAGUCCUCGAGAAGUGGUGGAAACCAGAGCAUAAGAACAGCGUCAUUGCCCUCCGUGACCUCGCGGAAGCAUCAGCUAAAGUGCUUCAUCAGAGGGAGCUCCACUACUUGGCGGAGUACCAGCUGUGCUCUACUAUGCCCAUAUCAGAGCUUGAAAUCAUCAAGAUUAUUGAGAAACGAAUUGGCAAAAGCAUCGAGCUCAAAACGCCAACCUUUGAGACUGGCGUGAGCAAACUUGUUCGGGCACUGUUCGGCGGCAAAGAAACUAGUGCGCCGGCUGGUGCUCGCUCUAUUCUUGAGCUCGCGAGUGAGGGAGAUUCGCGCCCCGACAUUGUGCAUGAUACAGUGGAGAGGUUGAUAUUGUUCUAUAAUCGCCGCGGGCUGAAGGGGAGUCCGAAUAUACUGCGGUGGGUGCUGGGAAGAGAGCCGACAACGGUUGAGCAAUGGGUUGACAGCGUUGCUCCCGACUAUCAAUCAUCCAAUAUGACCAUCGACAGCGAAGACCUAACCCUUGAUCUACCCCGCAUCAUGGCACUCCAUGGCGGCGGUACAAAUUCAACCAUUUUCCGGAUGCAAUGCCGCGUACUUGAGCGCGCAUUACGCCCCUAUUUUCGUUUUGUUUACGCCGAAGCACCCUUCCCAGCGCAGCCCGGACCCGAUGUUACUCAGGUAUAUAGCGACUACGGCCCGUUUAAAAGCUGGCUACGGAUCCGGCCGGAGGACCCUAUCCAAGACGCGGGCGACGUCGCGCACAAAAUUGGCACCUCACUCGUGAAAGCCCAAUUCGAGGAUGACCGGCGUGGUGCCACUGGCAAGUGGGUGGGCCUGAUAGGCUUCAGCCAAGGCGCCAAACUCGCUGCGAGCAUUCUCUACUCCCAACAAAUGCAACGACGUGAAAGGGAUAUAGGGAUGGAUAACAACAACCAUAACGGUACCAUGUCUGACUACCGUUUCGCACUGCUGCUUGCCGGGCGCGGGCCGCUGGUAUGGCUCCAACAAGAUCCUGGAAGCCCCAUACCGCAAGGACUAGUCGACGCGGCCCAACCCACGACGUCGACAUCGAAUUUAUGGGAGUCGGACUCGGACGUCGAAGAGAGCGCCGUUGAACAUCUCUUGCGGGUGCCGACAAUCCACGUACACGGUCUAAAUGACCCGGGUCUAAAGCUGCAUCGCCAGCUGCUGCAUAGAUACUGCGAUCCUUCGACCUCCAAGCUGCUCGAAUGGGACGGGGUGCAUCGUGUGGCCAUCAAGACCAAAGAUGUCAGCAUGAUUGUGGACCAAGUCUUAUCUGUGGCACGGGAAGCGGGGGUGGCGGUCUAA